GGCCUCGUCAUCCACCUGAAAGACAGUACAGAAAAAGGUUCACACCGGGCUAGUAGAAUAUGUAGCAAGAGCUCACUGAAAAGUGUGUAAUGAGAUCCCAGUGUACUGUAGCCAGCCAGCAGGCAACCAGAAGAGGAUAACGUCACUGCGAACAUUCGUUAAAACUGUCUGAUGGAUAAUGCGACAUCGAUAGAUGAGUUGUGACAUGUCAAAACAAGUUCAGAAAUCGAAUGUUAAGCUAACUAGCUAGCUGUUGCUAGCAAACACCACAGAGCCAACACAUCGACUCAAGAUAAAUACUUAUGGACACGACGUGGUAACUUUACCCACACAUUGGAAAAACUUGCAAAACGAUCGAGAAGGUCAAGUAUGGACUUUUAACAUAAACGUAAAAGAUAACCCGAACUGUUAGCUACAAUAGCUAGCGAACGUUACCAUGUUAGCGAAGCUAGCUCGCUGCUAGAUUACACCAAUACAACAACAACCAAAAAGUGAUUCUACCUUUGGGCCUGUGUCGGUACUGUCAUAGAACUACGAGACUUUGUUCAGGAGUAUUAGUGAUUGUAUAUGCCGUAGUUAACUAUAGAUAGAUUGCUUUCGAUAUAUUUAUGUUUUGAUGAUCUCUUAAUGAAUGAUCUAGUCAGGUCAUUCCGUUAUGCGAUUAAUAAACUGUAAGCUUCUCUUUCAUAGCCCACAUUAUAUUACAUGGACCCAGAGACCCAGUAUAUCUAUAUAUUUCUGUAUUGACCCUCUGAUGGUCAGACUGGGAUGAAUAGGGUGACGAAGGGGAAAAUGGCAGUGCUCACAAAGAGAACCAAAACGGAAUGAAUGGCGGUGGAAAUACUGACAUUAUGUAACUGGCUUCUAAAAUAUGUAGACUUACUGAUCCUACUUUAAAUUGUUGUUUUCUUGGAAAGCUUACAUUACUAUUAUAUGAUGCAAUAUUGUUACGGGUUUCAUACUUAAAACACCCAAGGUCUGUCAUCACCUAAUUUCAGUUAGGCUAUGUUUGUAAAAUGUAUGGCACUGUUAUGAAACUGGCUCCCAAACAGUGCAGAUACGUUAGCUAGAUGCAUUGUGUCACAACCUGAUCACAACACUGGCAAAAAAUGAUAGACCAUGGCUGACCUUUUAUCCCAUCAUAAGAAGGUUAAUGACCAUUGUUCUAAUUCCAAAUUCUAUGUGCUGUUUCAAGCCCAGUAGAAUUACUGAGAAAGCAGCAGAUAUUCCUAGAACCAGCGUGACAAGUUAUAAGCCAGAUGACAAGCCUCAACCCGUGUCUGAACAGUCUUUCAAUCGAGGUCGUUUCUGUAGACUCUUUCGAUUGAGUAAUAACACAUUUGACAUUUAAGGGACAUUUUUAGUUUUUUGUGUGUUCACAGUGUCCAAGAAAAUGGCAUGUUUUGACAAAUGUUGUAUUCUGGUUGGUUCACAGACAGGGGUGACUGCUGCUCUAGCAGACACAAUGGAGUGCUGUCCAUGAAUGCUUUCUUUCCCCCUUUAUCUCACUCAGCCUCGCUCACUCUCCAUCUGUAAUCCCAGAACAAAUUGUCCAAAUGUCCAAUGACAAAACAUACAUUAUCUUGUUUGUUUCAGAGGGCAUAUGUUUUUGCCUCAGAGCUUUUUCUAAGACUUCCUUUCAAGGAGACCCUAACGUUUUAUGCACAUAUCGUGUUAUUGUCGUUGAAUUUUUUACCCCUGUUCCUCACAUCAACAGCAAGACCAUGUCAACAACGUAAUGGCAGACAGGGAAGAGGCGCUUUAGCAGCCUGACCACACGCCAAGCCAUGGACAGGCCACAGGUUCCUGCCCCAGGGCACCUUGAGAGUAAGGCCGGGCUGGGGGCUGACAGCACCGGCACGGCCCCAACUUCUCCACACACCCUGGUCGCAGCCGAUGAUGUCAUAUGGACCGCACGGGAGGUGGAGGCGGCCUCUGACUUUGGAGGGUUGAACGACCUGUGCGAGCUGGGGGUCGAGGGGGAAGAGAUAGCUGUGGUGGAGGGGCCAAGGUCCCCCAUCUCCAGGGUGUCAUGGGAUGGCACUGGCAGCCUAGAGAAUGGAGGAGAGAGCCUGGAGAAAGACAAGACCAGCCACAGCAAACUAGACAGUCCAGCAGCUGUUGAUUACACUGACCUGUCUCACACGUCAUCUCCUUCGCUGUCGGAGCAGCUGCGUCUGGGUCGGGACGAGGCCGCGGGCCCUGGGAUCAAUGUGGAGUGCAGGAUCUGUGGGGACAAGGCCUCUGGGUUCCACUACGGUGUUCAUGCCUGCGAGGGCUGCAAGGGCUUCUUCCGACGGACUGUCCGGAUGAAGCUGGAGUAUGAGCGCUGUGAGAGGGCCUGCAAGAUCCUGAAGAAGAACCGUAACAAGUGCCAAUACUGUCGCUUCCAGAAGUGCCUGGCCCUGGGCAUGUCUCAUGACGCGAUCCGAUAUGGACGGAUGCCCGAGGCUGAGAAGAAGAAGCUGGUUGCUGGUCUGCUGUCCGAGGACAUGGACCCUCGGCACACUGGAGGCUCGGACCUCAAGACCCUGGCUAAACAGGUGUACCAAGCCUACCUGAAGAACCUCAUCAUGACCAAGAAGAAGGCCCGGAGCAUCCUCACUGGCAAGACCAGUUGCACAUCGCCAUUCGUGAUCCACGAUGUGGACACCUUGUGGCAGGCGGAGAGCGGCCUGGUGUGGAACCAGCUGGCCCCCGGUGCCCCCCUCACCAAGGAGAUCGGCGUGCACGUGUUCUACCGCUGCCAGUGCACAACGGUGGAGACCGUCCGGGAGCUCACCGAGUUUGCCAAGUGCAUCCCCGGGUUUGUGGACCUCUUCCUUAACGACCAGGUGACUCUUCUGAAGUACGGCGUGCACGAGGCCAUCUUCGCCAUGCUGCCCUCCCUCAUGAACAAAGAUGGCCUCCUGGUGGCCAACGGGAAGGGCUUUGUGACCAGGGAGUUCCUGAGGAGUCUCCGGAAACCCUUCAGUGAGAUCAUGGAGCCCAAGUUUGAGUUCGCUGUUAAGUUCAAUGCUUUGGAGCUGGACGACAGCGACCUGGCUCUGUUUGUGGCCACUAUUAUUCUCUGUGGAGAUCGCCCAGGUCUGAUGAAUGUGAAGCAGGUGGAACAAAGUCAGGACGGUAUUCUCCAGGCUUUGGACCAGCAUCUCCAGGUGAACCACCAGGACUCCCUGUACCUCUUCCCGAAGCUCCUGAACAAGAUGGCCGACCUCAGGCAGCUGGUCACCGAGAACGCACUGCUGGUGCAGAAGAUCAAGAAGACCGAGUCCGAGACCUCCCUUCACCCACUGCUGCAGGAGAUCUAUAAAGACAUGUACUGACUGAACCGGGCUAAACCAGACUGAACCAGAUUUGACAAGAAUUAACAAGACUGGAACAGUAGCCUACAUGGGGAGUAAAGGACCAUCUUAGCAGCGUAUGAGACCUUGCCUGUACCCACUAGAAAUGCAGAUCUAUCAGUAUAUGACUGACCGGACUAAACCGAACUGGACCAGACCUUGAUUGACCCACUACUACAGGAACUAGAUUUAAUCAGACCUCACUGCUCCGUCAACUUCAGGAGAUAUGACAUAUACUGUAUUAGCCCUCUCCCUAAGCACAGCCACAGACUGUUCAAUUCAAUAGAACUUCAUUGUCCCCUUAGGGGUCAAUACUGUUGUGAAUAGCAAUAUGGUUACAAAAUGAUGUCACGUAUAUAUUUAUAUAGUGCUGUCUGGAACAUGGUCUUCUCUGUUCAUGGGUGAGGAAAUUCAGUGUUGCCCUUGAGGCACAACGUUUUAUCAGUUAGACAAUAUAAUCCACUAGCCUGCUCUGACUAGCAGUUGAGCUUAGAGACUUGGUUAAUAGUUGGAUGGAUUGACAUGUUCCUGUAGGAACAACGAUAAGGCACUAACACUAAUGAACAUUUAAGAACAUGUAUGAAUAUUAAAAUGCUACUAAAUACAUGAGAUAGUAGUGCAGGUCUUCCACAGUAAAACUUUGAAGGAGUUUUACUGCCCAAACCAGUCUUGUUCCCGAAUUCUGGCAAAACUUUUCUAACAAGUUCAACUUUGCUUUAGUCGUAGAAUGGAGUACAAGAUUUCAUGAGUGUGGUUGUAGGUUUGAUGUUGAGGAAAUCAUGUUUAUUCAGGUUACCAAGUAUUUAGAAGUUCUGAAGAGACUAGAUUGACGUUGCUUAAUAAGAAUGGGUGUUCUUCAAGGACAACAGUGUUGUUUAAUAUGACUAGUAAUUGGUAAAACAAGUUGUCUUCUUUUGACAUAAUAAUGACCCAUUACCCUUGUUUAUACUGCGUUCAAGUGAAUAUACAAUCAUUUUGUUUGUUUACGUUCGACUCAUACCUCCAUCUUAGAAUAGUUUCACAUUUCCUAGGCUCUAUGCGUCCUGCUAACAGUAGGGAUAUCUAAUAAUGGUUUGUUUUGUGCAAUAUUUUACAACUCGGCUCAAAUGUUGAGCAGAAUAUAGAGACUUCCACUUUUCUGACUCCCAAUGUACUGUAGCUCCUAUAAACCCCCAUUUGGAUAUAUUAGGGACUUUAAGCGUAGUUUAGUUAGUGAAACCUUUUGUGAAUUUAAUUGCUCACAAAACAACGGUGGUAUUUUUUUUUAGCUUGGUAGGUCUGUGGUUUAAGCGGAGUAGCUAAGUGGCAAGGAUUUGUAUCGCUUUAUGCUACUUUGGUGAACAUGAUCGUUUUGAGGUUAUAAAAUAUAUACAAAUUCUCAGUGAUUCUUGGUUAUGGACAGGUACAACUGUUAAGUGUGACUACCCAAAACUGUGUAGCCAUUGGUUUUUGAAAAAUACUGAGAUAGUGAAAUCAUAUGUAUAUGUUUUGUUAAGUUGUAGUUGUGUUGGUAAGUGAGCAGAGAGCCAGCAGAGGACCAGUUCUUAAACCUCGGUGUUACUUCUGUUACGGGUACAUGUUGUUUAAUGGUAUCUUCAUGUCUUGUCAAGACUCAGGGCCAACAGUGGAGCGAAGUUGUGAAUGACAGUAGUGUCUGGCAUUAUAAUACGUUUGACUUUUAAAACAUUAACAUCUGUACUACCAAAAUGACAAGCCUUUUAACAUUUAUUUUUUUAGUAUAAGGAACCGCCAUGCCAAGGAGGCAAGGUUGUUAGGUUUGUAUUGCAGCUAACCUUUCUGGGAUCCACAGAAAACAUUAAACAUGCCAAUGCUAUGUUUGUAUGGUACACUAUUCAUAAUACCGAACGUUAGCGGGCAUGUAGAGAACUAAAUCCAUUUAAAAGAUAACAUUGCCAUCCGUUGCUCUGCUACCGAGACGGUUGCUUUGUCUGAGCAGUCCUUGACUCUGAGCUCACUGUCCCGCGAGCGUUGGACGAUGCAGACCUGCUUUAACAGGGUCUUCACAAUGCACACGUCAAACGCUUGCAACGGCGUUGAUGACGUGGGGGGGGGGGGCGAUAUGACGACAGCGGGAGUGCAGCACUUUAAGUCCCCUAACCUUGUUGCCUUUUUGUCGAGCGAAGGUUUUUUACCAUUACCACCUGCAAUUGGUCAUCUUGGGUGGAAGGUAAUGUCUUUACUUAGGUUGGAUAACCACUCAGGACUAUGAUGAACAGCACUAAACUAACAUACUCCGUGAGGAUUGUUUAGUAGUGGUUGUGUCUGCAAUGUUGUUGUGUCUCGACCUGCACCCUAAUCAGCCUUACACUAUCUGAGUUUUGGGCCUUUUAAUAAAUGCUAAAUAAAAAGGUUUUAUAUAGCGUCCUGGGUCUCAACUACCUCAUGCCUGUGGUACAAUAUACCCAUGUACUAUGUACAAAAGCUAUCAAGGCACCGCACAACUGAAAGUUCGUUGGAAAUGUACAAUUAAAAUGUUUUUUACUUGCA
Molecule: messenger RNA, 5852 nt
Organism: Esox lucius (northern pike)
Lineage: Eukaryota; Metazoa; Chordata; Actinopteri; Esociformes; Esocidae
Gene: ppardb
Product: peroxisome proliferator-activated receptor delta b
Exons: 7
Coding region: 1788-3326 (512 amino acids)
Biological process (GO): negative regulation of transcription by RNA polymerase II; hormone-mediated signaling pathway; positive regulation of transcription by RNA polymerase II
Cellular component (GO): nucleus
Molecular function (GO): zinc ion binding; RNA polymerase II cis-regulatory region sequence-specific DNA binding; nuclear receptor activity
Source: RefSeq, a predicted model, not a curated record